This is a messenger RNA of Acanthochromis polyacanthus (spiny chromis), 4190 nucleotides long. RefSeq names its product EH domain binding protein 1-like 1b (gene ehbp1l1b). The coding region runs from base 502 to 3234 and encodes 910 amino acids. The transcript is spliced from 23 exons. Gene Ontology annotation, molecular function: protein binding. Lineage: Eukaryota; Metazoa; Chordata; Actinopteri; Pomacentridae. The record is from RefSeq and is a predicted model, not a curated record.
AUCCUGUCUCACUCUGUGAAGGAAAGAGGGAGGGUGAGGUGACUCUAGAGGAAGCAGACCCAUAUUACAACUACUCCAAGGCUUGAGUAAGCUGCGCUGUUUCCCUGUGGAUUUGUGCCAAAGGAGCAAGAAGAGAGAGAAACAAGUUGUCAAUGAGAGCUGCUGCAGUUGUUUGGCUGAAACUCAAUCUUCAUAUCAGGCGUUUCUAGCCUGUGUGAAUGACAGCGAGCAGACAGGGAGUCGGUUCCUCUUUGCUGCUGGUUUUAAUCGCCUGAUCUCUUUACAGCUCUAACUUUUCGGUACAUUUUUGCGUGCGUGAUUCAAUUUGUUGCCAAUGAGCGCAAGUCGCAGCUUGUGUGCGGUUCAUCAUCCUCUUCAUCAUCACCAGAAGCAGCAGAGGAGGAAGAAGAAAACCUUAUAAGGAGCUGGAUUACUGUCGCGCCGAGGAUUUAUUGCCCUCCUUUGUUUGUUUGUUAGGUUUUAUUCUACCAACAAGAAGCCAUGACUUCGGUUUGGAAAAGACUGCAGCGAGUUGGUAAAAAGGCUUCAAAGUUUCAGUUUGUCGCGUCUUACCAGGAACUUGUUUUGGAGUGUACCAAGAAAUGGCAACCAGACAAGCUGAGGGUGGUGUGGACCAGGAGGAACAGACGCAUGUGUUCCAAGCUCCACAGUUGGCAGCCCGGGAUCAAGAACCCUUACAGGGGGAUGGUGAUGUGGCCCGUCCCAGAAAACAUUGACAUCUCUGUUACCCUCUUCAAGGAGGCCAAUGCCGAUGAGUUUGAGGACAAAGACUGGACGUUUGUCAUUGAGGGUGAGAACAAGGGUCACCGUAAGGUUCUGGCAUCGGCUGACAUCAACCUGAAGCGCUUCGCCAGUCCCACGCCGACCCAGACCGACCUGACGCUGAAGCUGAAGCCGCUGUCUGUCAAAGUGGUGGAGGCCACGCUCAAGCUAUCGCUGUCAUGUGUCUUUGUUCGAGAGGGGAAAGCCACUGAUGAAGACAUGCAGAGUCUUGCCAGCCUGAUGAGCGUCAAACCCACAGAUAUCGGCAACUUGGACGACUUCAACGAGAGCGAUGAAGAGGAGGACAAGAAGUCAGUGACUGCUUCAGUAGUUCCCCACACUCUAACGCGCCCAAAUCGUCCUGCUCCUCCUCCACCUGACAAGCGAAUCUCCUCUGGCGCCACUCUUCCAUCCUCAGCUCCUGCUUCAUAUCAGCAGCGCCCCCCAGAGGCUCAAACUGGGGAUGAUUCUGCUUCAGCUUCUGGUCGUUCUCACGUUUUCAGACCUCAGAUUGUCAAGUCAAUCGCCCGGCCUACCUCUCCCUCGCCUUUUUCCACUGAUGCUCCUUCACUUGUGCCGACGCCGCCUCUUUCAAAAUCUCACCCCUCUAGCUCAGAAUCAGGUGCUCAGGGUUCCUGGUUGACAUCUGAAUCUGCUCCGGGUGGUGGCGACAUCACCCCCAUCCCUCUGUUGACCAGUCCUGAUCUGGAUGCUCUCUGUGACCCAGUGGUUACAACCCGUCCCGCCUCCCUCCCUCACUCCUCACCCCCCCAUCCCUCUUCUCUUUCCACCUCUACCUUUUUCUCCUGCCCUCUCGUUGUCGCCCAUCCUUCUGCUCCUCUUGCUCAGAUCAGCUCCAGUCAGUCAGGCUUGACGUUCCCACUUACUCAGGAGGAUAAAGAAAAAACUUCGGCAGCGAAAGAAACAACUCCAAGCCAAGACGAAGAUUCUCGUCAAAAGAACCAGAAAGUGGCAAACAGCAAAUUAUCCAACCAGCCAUUCAGACCUGAGAUAAAGACGGCCAUCACAGAAAACAAACCUGGACCAGGAAAGAUCAGGCUAAAACAUCGACCGGCUGACGUCCCUGACGGUGGACAGAAGAAACCCACAGACACACACAUCACUUCUUUACAUCACUGUGAGAUAAAGACAUCUCGUCUUCCUACGUUACCAGAAGAAGAAAUUUCCAACCUCAAGACGCCUGAGCCUGUUCCAGUGGUCAGAGAGGAGGCUGAUGGGAAGGACGACACCACUGAGGGCCUGGUCACCUCCAGCCAGUCGCUGCUCCAGUGGUGUCAGAACAUCACCAGCGGGUAUCAGGGGGUGAAGGUCACAAACUUCAGCACCUCCUGGAGGAACGGCCUUGCCUUCUGCGCCAUCCUGCACCACUUCCACCCAGACAAAAUUAAUUUUGACAAGUUGGACUCUCAUGACAUCAAGCUCAACAAUAAGAAAGCGUUCGAUGGUUUCGAGGCGCUGGGCAUCUCCCGUCUGUUGGAGCCAUCCGACAUGGUUCUUCUGUCCGUCCCCGACAGGCUCAUAGUCAUGACGUACCUCAGCCAGAUCCGCUCACACUUCACCAACCAGGAGCUGAGCGUGCUGCAGAUCGAGCACAACAGCAGUCAGUCCAGCUACGGCCUCGCCCUCUCUGGUCCUGCUCCCACCAACGUCGAUGCUGCCGCUUUCUGCAUGGCCAGACUGAACGAAGGAGUGAGUCUGGAAGAAGGAGGAAGCAGCACGCUGGUCGUCCCGCCUCCGAGAACCAAACGACUGGGUAAAGUGGAUGAUCCAAUAAGUCCAAUCCCACCUCCGAGGUCGGCUACCAAGGGGGUGAAAUCUGGAUCAGCUCAGGAUGACAACACAGUGACUAUUUCUGCAACAGAAAACACUAAUAAUACAGAGUUACAGAGUGCAGCUGAGAAUCAGCCUCCCAAGCAAGAAGAAGAAACGAUGUGUCUGCAGGACACCAGCCAGUAUGUGUUGAGUGAGCUGGCAGCGCUGGAGACGGAGCAGAAGCACAUCGACAGCAGAGCUGCAGUGGUGGAGAGACGACUGCGAAGCCUCAUGGAGACAGGAAGUGACCGUGAUGAGGAGGAGAGGCUGAUACAGGAGUGGUUUACUCUGGUGAACAAGAAGAACGCUCUGAUACGCAGACAGGACCACCUGGAGCUGCUACAAGAGGAGCAGGAUCUGGAGAGGAGAUUUGAGCUUCUGACCAGAGAACUACGGGUUAUGAUGGCUAUAGAAGACUGGCAGAAGUCGUCCACUCAGCAGCAGAGGGAGCAGCUGCUCCUCCAAGAGCUGGUGUCUUUGGUCAACCAGCGGGACGAGAUCAUCCGAGACAUCGAUGCCAAGGAGAGAGGUGCGCUGGAGGAGGACGAGCGUCUGGAGCGAGGUCUAGAGAUGAGAAGGAAAAAAUACAACAACAAAGAGAAAUGUGUUCUCCAGUGAGGACAGAAGAGAAGCACAAACAGCUUUUACUGCAGAGCCACUGAGGUCCCAUAAGAGUAUUUUUAAAAAUCUUUUCAUAAGAUAAAAACAGAUCUCUCAAGACUUCAGCUCUCUGUAGUUUCCUGUUCUUAAAGUGCCCUUAUUUUGCCCGUGAACUGCUCCGAGUGUGAGGCUGCAAAGUGUGUCUGUUUUUUGAGCUGAACGUUUCGAUAUUAAUCUGUCUGUAUUAAUGUGUUAGUAUUAUUUUAAUUCUUUUCAACUGUUUUUAUUUAUUUAAGUGAUGUGUCAGAUUGUUGUACAUCUUAUUGCACAUAUAUUGUGUUUGUGUGUGUAUUCUUCUGCUGGUUUAUUCAGUAUUCAAACACUGGCUUGUCCUCCUUUUUUCUGGGGAGACACUGUGUGGGGUGUUUGGGCUCCUCCUCGUCAUAUAUAAGGCCAAAACGUGCCUUUGCAACUUUUAUGGGAAAUAGUUUACAGUUGCUGAAGCACAUCAAGGAAUUUGUUCUGUUUGUAUGUUUCCACCUGAAAAAGAAAAGUCUGUUAACAUGUCUGUCAAAUAUGUGAGAAGUCAUGAGCUGGACUCAAACCCACGAUGUUGCUCGAGCAGUUUUCAGAUUCACAUUAAGCCUGAAAACAGACUCAAGGAUGCUCAAAGUGGCAUCCAGUUCAAAGCAUUUAUUUUCAGUUAGACCCUUGAAUCCACCGCAGUCUGUGUGGAUGUCAUGGUCACGCCUGCUUGGGUCACAGAAAUGAAAGUAUUUCCUCAUUUCUGUGCUGUUUUACUACUGUAUGCAUGCUUUUUGAAGUGUGCCGUUUAAAGUGGUACUCUGCUUUAAGUUCCUACUGUGUCCUUAUUAUACACUGUGUGCCUGAUGUCACUGUUUGUAUUUAUGAGUUUAAGAUAUUGAUAAAAGAUGUUGAAAGAGGAUGAAUAAAUAUUAUAUUGGUUGCUUGUA